GAAAUUAAGAAGAAACAGAGUGUCCAUACUAUUAAUACUAUUAACAUUCCCCAAAUUCUCAUGGAUAGAAAAGAUAAUUAAGUGAUCAAUUAGAAGAAAUGUUGCAGUUCCAAGCAGCUUCCAUGAAUCCAAUGAUUCAAUUUUCACCUACUAAAACCAAAUUCCCUUCUUCUUCUUCUUCUUCUUCACCAUUUUUCUUCAGCAAAACAAAAACCUCUGUUUCUCAAACAGUUUCCAUUAGUCAAGGUUACAAGAUGGAUGGGUUCCAAGAUUUUGAACUCAAAGUUCGUGAUUACGAGCUGGAUCAAUUCGGUGUAGUCAACAAUGCCGUUUAUGCAGAUUAUUGCUACCAUGGUCGUCACGAAUUGCUAGAAAGGAUAGGAGUGAGUCGAGAUGCAAUUACUGAGAGAGGGGAAUCGUUAGCACUAUCAGAUUUGUCGAUGAAAUUCCUUUCACCACUUAGAAGUGGAGACAGAUUUGUUCUUAAAGUGAGGGUGGUGGGAGUCUCAAAGGUACGGAUCUAUGUUCAUCACUUGAUUUUCAAGCUUCCAAAUAUGGAGGCAAUCUUAGAUGCAAAGGCUACGGCAGUAUGGGUUAAUAAAAGCAAUCGUCCAGUGCGACUCCCAGAAGAGCUUUUGUCAAAAUUUGCUGAUUAUGUUGGGGAACAACGACAACAACAUCACUUCAAAACAGAACAACAUUAGUACUAUUGUCGUGUAAUUUCAUACCUGUGUGUUAUGUAAUGGUAAUUAAAGAUAGAGUUCAAGGUCAAAUCUUUAAUCCGAUUGAGGCUCAUUAGAUUGAAAUAUCAAUAAAAUUUCAUUACAACUUUUACCGAGUUGAA
Molecule: messenger RNA, 844 nt
Organism: Cucumis melo (muskmelon)
Lineage: Eukaryota; Viridiplantae; Streptophyta; Magnoliopsida; Cucurbitales; Cucurbitaceae
Product: acyl-acyl carrier protein thioesterase TE3, chloroplastic-like
Exons: 5
Coding region: 99-704 (201 amino acids)
Cellular component (GO): chloroplast
Molecular function (GO): fatty acyl-[ACP] hydrolase activity
Source: RefSeq, a predicted model, not a curated record